CAGGCACGUCAAUCACCGUUCUGCACGUAACCUGCAGUCGCUCGUUGAACCUGCUAACGGUGCGAGGAUUACAGAUUUGGCGGAGCGUAAAUUCAAACGCUGCCUUUGCAAGAGAAGCCGAACAAGCUUUAGAAACUCUUGAGAGUCUGUAAUAUUUGAACUUACACAACCUCCCAUGCGACUCCAUUGACCCUGUGCGUGUGUAGCUUCCUGCUAACUGCGUGUAAGUUUCGCGGAUCGCCAUCGAACUCAGCUCACACAGCCAGCGAGUUUUUAUUAAUUACAUAUUCACGAAAAAUCAGAAUCAAGCGGGCGAAAGGUGGGACCUUCCGGAAAAGCACAGGGUCAGUUUCACAUGUGCAUUGGAUCCAAACCGGGGCUGGAUCUCUGUCAUCUAUUCUUCUGGCGGAUCCGGUCGGCCAAGACAUUGUUCUGGCACUGACUGAGAGAGUUGGAGGUCAUCAGGGCACCCGUUGUCUCUGAACAUGGAUAGAGGCUGGUUUAUUGGACAGGUGCCGAUUUCCCCUUGGAAAUCCGAGCCACAGAUCCCCAGCUCCAGUCCUCCCAGGCCCUGUAUAACGAUCAACUUGACUAAAAUGCUGCAAGCCGAUAAACCUGGUUCUGAGAAGAAGCCAGUUCCAAUCCGACCGCCGAGCCCCAGAGUCCGAAAGCAAGAAGGAUUCCACCAUAGUCUCUCCUGUGAGCCUGCACCCAAACCCAUCAUCCGACAACGUUCACGCUCUCUGCCUUCAGCCACAAUGAAAAAGAAGCACUGCAGAAGCAUUGGAGUGCGGUUUGCUGACUCUUUGGGGCUGGAUCUGGAAGAUGUCAGGCUUUUCAAAUCUGGAGAUGAUCCCUUUGUGCCAGAUCACGUCACCUUUAGGUUAUUGAUGAGUGCAGAGUUGGCAGAUGGGAGGCAUUUGGAGAUUUCCUUGCCGUACCUGAAGCCCAUUUUUGCCGAACAACCUGGCGACCAACCAGAGUUCCUGCAUCGUCUCCAUUGGCAGAAAGUGUGUCUGGAGAGAGUGUUGUGUUUCGAACUGGGCAUCGUCGGAAUGACGCAGGUCCUCAAUUUGGAUUUUGACAAAUCUGUCACAGUCCGCUACUCGUUUACAGAGUGGAAGAGCUACACAGAAACUAAAGCUUCAUGGGUGUCCACCGUCACCAAAACCUGGGAGGGAGGAGGCAGUCAGUUCAGCUGUGAUACUUUUCGUUUCCACCUGCCUGUUCCUCCGUUCCUACAGCCUGGGGCAGUCUUAGAGUUCGCCAUCCAGUACAAAGUCUGUGGUGCUGAAUACUGGGACAACAACAACGGAGAGAAUUAUAAAUUGGUUUGCCAAAAUUACAAGCUCACUGUGCCAAAAGAAUGUGAGGACAGCAUGGUGCACUUCAUUUAGGCAGCCAAAGCCUUUUUAUAGAGCGCAUUACAACUGCGAAACCAGGCAUGUUUAAAUUGAACGCCACCAGGCUGGUUGAACAUGUCUAACUGCGCUCUAAUAUGAGUUUCAUUUUGUUAGAGUAUUGCUAACAGGAUUCCUUUGAAUGAAAUUACUCCACUUUAAACAACUAAAUCUGGACUGAUUUAGCCAGACUGAAUUUUUUGCACAUAUUGCACUAAUAUCUGACACUAGGGAGGUUUCCAUUACCCUUCAAGUUGUGCAGUUUGAAGUAGCAAAUUGAAAAUCUGCUUCAUAGAUGCACAUGUAUUUUGAAAGAACCCUCAGAUAUCAUAAAAAAGUAUUUACACUCGCAUGAGGUGGUUUUUCAGGAGAAUUGAAAAAGUCUUAUUUUGAAAAACUGCAAUGGAGACACUAUGUUUCACUAAUGUUGGUCACAUGAUAUUCAAAAACCUGUGAUAAGUUAUAUGUGGACAGAGGAACAGACUGAGACCUUGUUCAACUUUAUAAGAGAUGAUGUUAUGGCAAUAUUAGAUUAAAAAAACAACAAAAUUCCAGUAUUUUGUGGGACUUUAAUUGCUGUCGGUGUAAAUAUUGAAAUUAUAUUACCUGAUAGAGCCCCCGCAGAGGUGGUGGCCAAGUGGUUAAGUGUGCUUAUUUCCAUUGUGGAAGGUUCCUGUUUCAGAAACCCACCACUGUCUGUUCUUCAUUGAAUAUGGAGUUGUGUCAGGAACGGCGUCUGAUGUAAAAUGUAUGCUGAUCUAUUGUGGUGACCCCGAAGCGAGGUAGCAGCCGAAGGGACUUACUACUUCUGGCUAAAGCCUCGCUAGAAUGGUUCUGCAAGAAGACAAACCCAUUAGUUGCAAUUGUUUGGGGUUUUUUGCUUUGAAUAUUCUGAAAAUAUUGCUUAACCUUUGCACAUAAUUGUAAUGGAAACUCAGAUACUGACUUAAACAACACUGUUCACUUUAAGAAUGACAAAUUCCUACUAAUUGUUAGUCCCUUU
Molecule: messenger RNA, 2403 nt
Organism: Thalassophryne amazonica
Lineage: Eukaryota; Metazoa; Chordata; Actinopteri; Batrachoidiformes; Batrachoididae
Gene: ppp1r3da
Product: protein phosphatase 1, regulatory subunit 3Da
Exons: 3
Coding region: 486-1397 (303 amino acids)
Biological process (GO): regulation of glycogen biosynthetic process
Cellular component (GO): protein phosphatase type 1 complex
Molecular function (GO): protein phosphatase 1 binding; glycogen binding
Source: RefSeq, a predicted model, not a curated record